Messenger RNA from Canis lupus familiaris (dog), 1969 nucleotides. RefSeq names its product F-box protein 44 (gene FBXO44). Gene Ontology annotation, biological process: glycoprotein catabolic process; SCF-dependent proteasomal ubiquitin-dependent protein catabolic process. Gene Ontology annotation, cellular component: SCF ubiquitin ligase complex; cytoplasm. Lineage: Eukaryota; Metazoa; Chordata; Mammalia; Carnivora; Canidae. The record is from RefSeq and is a predicted model, not a curated record. The coding region runs from base 266 to 1033 and encodes 255 amino acids. Gene Ontology annotation, molecular function: ubiquitin protein ligase activity; protein binding. The transcript has 7 exons.
GGGGGCGGGGGCGAGGCGGGGCCUGGGGGCGGGGGCUGGGCGCACGCUCCAGCUCCGCAGGCCGAGGCCCGCUCAGCCCCACGCCGGAGCCGGACCGCGCAGCCGCGGCCGAGCGCAGGACGGUUCCGGGGACUGCGCAUUGUCACUGACGCUCUAAAGCCUGGCCUAUCGGAAGCGGCUCGCCCUAGAGUCACAGAAGAGUCUUUCCGUCCUCUGCCCCCGUCUGGGUGACCUUGGGCAGGGGGGCGUCCAGAAGCCACGCGCCAUGGCCGUGGGGAACAUCAACGAGCUGCCCGAGAGCAUCCUGCUGGAGCUGUUCACGCACAUCCCCGCCCGCCAGCUGCUGCUGCGCUGCCGCCCGGUCUGCAGCCUCUGGCGGGACCUCAUCGACCUGGUGACCCUCUGGAAGCGCAAGUGCCUGCGGGAGGGCUUCAUCACCGAGGACUGGGACCAGCCUGUGGCCGACUGGAAGAUCUUCUACUUCCUACGCAGCCUCCACAGGAACCUGCUGCACAACCCAUGUGCUGAAGAGGGCUUUGAAUUCUGGAGCCUGGACGUGAAUGGAGGUGAUGAGUGGAAGGUGGAGGAUCUCUCUGGAGACCAGAGGAAGGAAUUCCCCAAUGACCAGGUCAAGAAAUACUUCGUGACUUCUUAUUACACCUGCCUCAAGUCCCAGGUGGUGGACCUCAAGGCCGAAGGGUAUUGGGAGGAGCUGAUGGACACCACACGGCCGGACAUCGAGGUCAAGGACUGGUUCGCAGCCAGGCCGGACUGCGGGUCCAAGUACCAGCUGUGCGUUCAGCUCCUGUCGUCAGCACACGCACCCCUGGGGACCUUCCAGCCAGACCCGGCAACCAUCCAGCAGAAGAGCGAUGCCAAGUGGAGGGAGGUCUCUCACACGUUCUCCAACUACCCGCCCGGCGUCCGCUACAUCUGGUUUCAGCACGGCGGCGUGGACACUCACUACUGGGCCGGCUGGUACGGCCCGAGGGUCACCAACAGCAGCAUCACCAUCGGGCCCCCGCUGCCUUGACGCCCCCCAAGCUCUGAUCCCCCACACCCUGACUGCUGUCAGGGAAGGGCUGGGUUAGGGACGGGGAGGGGGACCAGGCUCCCCCAGACCUCCUAGUUCACCUUAGACCCCCCGUUGCCUAUUUUAUGGAGACUCUCAGUUUGUGUGGCCCUCACAGGCCACGGGGGGCCAGUGCUCCAGGCCCAAGGUCUCAACCUGGAUGAGGGCAGGGGGCCCCUCUACGAAACGGGGCCCCUGUUGUUGGGGAGGUGCGAGGUAUUCUCGCGGGCUCCUCCCAGAGUGCUCCUCAGGCUCAGGUGCCCACCUAGAUGACCCAGACGUGUGUCUCUGCCUUCCCCUCCGGGGCCCUCGCUCCCUGUCUCCACUGGGGACCCUCAGAGCAGGGACAGUCAGGACACCCUGGCUGGCGCCGACGCUGGGAGGUGACCGUGUGGCUCGACGGACCUGGGAGCAGACGGGGGCUGUGCCGGCCUGUCUUCUGUCCCAUUCUGUCACCGCCAAGCUCCUUGCUCGGCCUGCCUGCUCAGAGAGGGGACUCAGGGGAUGAGGCUCAGGCCUGGACUGACCCCACUGUCCAGGAAGUCCCAGAAGUCAGAUGGGCAUCACGUGGGGGGGCUGGGUCUCCAAAGACCCCUGGAAUCCUGUGCAUGGUAACCCAGGGUGUGUGGGGGGUAGGGUUCGACCCUGAUUCUAGGAGUGGGGCACGGAAGCCCUGGGUGAGGUGAGUGGCUGGCCUUCAAGGACCACCCGUCGGCCCCACGCCUCGGCCAGCUCCCCUGCGGCUUGGGAUGCUCUCCCCCAGCCCUGGAACCGCCACCCCCAGAGCCCCCCCUCCCUGCCUGAGGGCACCCCUGCCUCUCCCUGCUGCUGGAAGGAAGCAGUGCUCUGAUUCUGCCCCUGCUGCAUGCAGCUAAAUAAAAGGUGUUCCCAGCCCAA